CGCAGCACCCCCCGGGCGGGGCGGCCGGAGCCCCGCGGCGCCCGCGGCGCCCGGGCUCCGCCAUGGCGCUCGGGCAGGAUGGCGUCGAGCCGCCCGUGCCGCCUGUCAUGCAGCGGUCCAUGCUCGCCCCGCAUGGGCCGCAGCUGCGGCCGCGGUACGACCAAGAGGACGAGUGGGAGGAGUUCUGCGAGCGCACGGACUUCGCCAAGGUCCACGACUUCGGGCGCUACUGGUGGCGGUACGGGCGCGACGAGGACGACGACGGGUACCUGAGGGAGGCCGUCUUCCUGGAGGUGCCGAUCCGGAAGGACGCGGAGGCCAAAACCGUCCGCGCCAGUCUCACGACGCGCCAACUCACGAUCACCGUCGGCGGCGAGACGCUGCUCGACGAGGAGUUUGAGGACCCCAAGUGGCUGAAUGUGGGCGAGUCUUUCUGGGAGAUCGAGGUCAAGGAGGUGAAGCACGUGCGCCGCAAGGUGCUCAGAUACACGCUCUACAUCCUCAUGAACUGCCCGAAAUACAUCACUCAGUGGCUUUUCUUGUCCGAGAAGACAGAGGACGAUGGCCGCCUCGUCGACCAGAAUGACGAGGAGGAGGACAACAUAGAUGACCGGCUCAGGCUGAUCGCCAGAAUGAAGGAGCCCGAACCAUACAGGGACGCGGACAUCUGGUUCAGCGAGACCGAGGAGGAGGAGGAGAGAUGGUGCGAUGGUUGCGGUUCUACUCGCGUGGUCGUGAUGAAGAAGCACAAUGACGCGAGGUACAUGAAGUACUGCAACGACUGCCCCUUCGUCUCGCCGGCGAAGGAGAACCCUCUGCCCACAGGCCUCAUGAGGCAGAAGGACAUCGACGAGAGGCGCGCGAGGAAGAAACGCCUGAAGGCGAGGAGGGAGGAGGCCAGGAGAAGGCUGGAGGCGGAGCGCGAGAGGGCCGCGGGCGAGCCGGACAGGACCGAGGAGGCCACCUCCAGAGCCGCGGAGAAGACACGGGUGUACAACCACGAGGAUUUUUGCGAGACGCUGACGGAGGCCCUGCGGUCCGGCGACAUCAAAUGGGAAGACUAUUGAGCCCGCCGUACCGCUCGAUCCCCCACUCCAUUCCUCCUGCCGCUUUCCCUCCUCCUCCUUUUCUGCUUCCUCUCUCUCUCCCUCUCUCCGGAGUCGCCCCUCCUUCCCCCCACCCCAAGCGCUGUUAAGAGCCCGGGCCCGCGCGCGGCCCCACCCGCGCACCGCGGGCAAGGCGCGCCGUUGGACGCGGCCGCUCGAGGAAGAGACAUCAAAAGAGGCGCGGGCGGACUCUGCGCGGUCCCCGCCACCACAGGCGUUGUCUCGUCUAGGGACCUUGUUGACGCCGACAUGGGUCAUGGGUUGGCGGAUUAUCUUGAUCGUCCCUAGCGCCGCCGAGGAGGCCGCGGCCUGAAAUCACCCCCCUUGCAUAAAUUCCAAAGUAAUUCGUGCCCUAGCAAAGCUGAAAUGUAGCCGGCCCCUCUGCGGCGUGGCGAGUUUUUUUUUGUUUCUUUUUUUCAACAGAGCCGACAGCUUUCCUGCGUGCGUGAGUAGCUUGAGCCUUAGCGCGCCAAACUGUCGCGAGCGCCAGUCUGCUCUAGCGUAGCCAACGCGAGCUUCAAUCCGAUUCGACUGCGGAUCUCUGUGAGCGUGAUUGUUGGAUCAUGCAUUGCGCGAGCUUCGGCUCCUGGCUUUUUUUGGUUGUCGCUUGUAUGAUGCGCGCGCCCCGACGCGGGCGCCUGCGUCUGCUCUGGCCGGCUUGCGUGGGCCUCGCAAUUUUAUUUGCCAGUCUAGAGUUCCCUCGUUUUUUUUUUUUCGUUUGCUCGGCCUCUCCGCGUUCUUCGCGCGCGCGGGCAUCCAGCGGGAUCGCCUUGCAGAUGCCGGCGGCGCGAGCACUUCCUCCGCCUAUUUUUUGUCCCCCC
Prorocentrum cordatum is the source of this 1927-nucleotide messenger RNA. Lineage: Eukaryota; Dinophyceae; Prorocentrales; Prorocentraceae. The record is from the annotation of a GenBank genome assembly.